AAUUUCUUCUCCUCCUCGCCUCUUUCCCCACUUAAAGAACCAAAGCGUGCAGUAAUUGCCUAUGUCCAGAGUUGACGUCCUCGUCCUUGGAGCCACUGGCUUCACCGGCCGCCUCAUCACUCAGCACCUCGCUACUCACCCACAGGCCAACGCAUUCACACUUGCGGUUGCAGGUCGCUCCCAGAAGAAGCUCGACGCGCUCGUUGCCGAGUGCAAGCUGCAAGGCCGCGCACAGGCGACGGUCGUUGACGUCACGAACCCGGAGGACGUUGAGACAGCAGUGAAGAACGCAAGAGUCGUGAUCAACACCGUCGGGCCUUACUGGAGAUGGGGGACACCAGUUGUCAGCGCCUGCGUCAAGCACGGCACGCACUACGUCGACCUCACUGGCGAGCCCCAAUGGGUACGGCGCAUCAUCGACGCGUACGACUUCGGCGCGACCAAGACGCACGCAGCCAUCGUGCCGUGCUGCGGCCUCGACUCCAUCCCCUCUGACCUCCUCGUGCACCUCGCGGCACGCACGCUGCGCGAGUUUGCAGGCCCGCAGGCUAGGCUCGGGCGCUCCGUCGGCGCGUGGAGAAUCUCGGGAGGUGCCUUUUCCGGGGGAACGAUUGCCAGUCUGCUGGCGUGCAUAGAGGAGACGCCAAGAGAGGAGAUGAGGAACGCGGUGAAGGAUUACUCGCUUAGUCCCGUCCGAGGUGCACAGAAACACGUCCCCCGGAUGCUUUAUAGCCUUCCCUUGACCUCCCCAGGCCUAUCCGGCCCGUACUACUUUAUGGCCGUCGUCAACCGGCAAAUCGUCCUUCGCAGUUGGGGCCUCCGCGAGCUUUUCGCGAAGCAGGCGCGCUCAUCCUCGAGGGUCCUGGCCCAGCGCGACCAGGCAGAAGCUACGCCUUAUGGACCAGAUUUCACCUACGAAGAAUUCAUAGCUCUGCCAAGCACAACGGCGAGCGUGAUCCUGAGUGCUGUCAUGGCGGUCGGCGCGUUCUUGUUGACUAACUUUGCGGCGGCGCGGUGGCUCUUCCGUCUCUUCACACCGAAGCCGGGAGAAGGACCAUCUGACGAGCAAAUGCAAAAUGGCAAGCUUAAGGUGAUCAACGUGACAACUUCCGCGCCAGACCCGUCCAAGGGCGGACGCACCGUAAGCGUACGCAGCACUCUCACCGCUAAGGGCGACCCGGGAUACCUCGUCUCCUCUGUUUUCAUCGCAGAGUGCGCCCUGGCCCUCGCUCUAGACCACGAUGCGCUGCCCGCGCGCGCAAGGGAGGGCGGCGUGCUCACGCCCUCGACCGCUUUUGGAGAUGUUCUCAUCGAGAGGCUGAAGCGCUUCGACGAUAGGUUCAAGAUCGAGAGUGAGAUUAUACUGGACGAUAAGCAGUGAGCUGGUGGAUGAUGGAUUGGAGAUGGAAUUAUAUAGUGGUCAGACGGUAAUGGGGCUUAAAGCAUACUGCGCCCUUGGUUCAUUAUUUUAUCUGCGCAUUCUUUGUACCAUACCUCUAAGUUAUCGAUCCC
Molecule: messenger RNA, 1512 nt
Organism: Coniophora puteana RWD-64-598 SS2
Lineage: Eukaryota; Fungi; Basidiomycota; Agaricomycetes; Boletales; Coniophoraceae
Product: NAD(P)-binding protein
Exons: 7
Coding region: 62-1381 (439 amino acids)
Biological process (GO): glycolipid biosynthetic process
Cellular component (GO): plasma membrane; mitochondrion; lipid droplet
Source: RefSeq, a predicted model, not a curated record